UCUGAUUGGCUGAGAGUGUUAGCUGUGUCUGGACCGCUGAAGGUGAAGCGUUCGUGCGUUCUUUCUGAAAUUCAGUUUUUAUCAUGGAAUCUUGUAGGUAUUUGACGAUGCACGCGCGGUUUUGUCGCAGGUUACUGGCUGCUAAAUACUUCUCCAGAAACUAUGCAUCUGGGCCAACUUUAAAUGAGGUGGUUAUAGUUAGUGCUGUUCGGACUCCCAUUGGGUCAUACAAGGGGUGUCUUUCCACAGUACCAGCAACAAGACUGGGUUCCAUUGCAAUCAAGGGGGCUGUUGAGAAAGCGGGUAUCCCAGUGGAGGAGGUGAAGGAGGUGUACAUGGGCAAUGUGCUUCAGGCUGGGGAAGGGCAGGCUCCAACCAGGCAGGCCCUUUUGGGUGCAGGAUUGCCAAUUUGCACCCCAGCCACCACUAUCAAUAAAGUGUGCGCUUCAGGAAUGAAAUCCAUUAUGAUGGCAGUGUGGACACCAUGUUCUCAUUUAAAAGAUGUCAUGGUAGCUGGUGGGAUGGAGAGCAUGUCGAAUGUCCCGUACGUCAUGAGCAGAGAGACGCCGCCCUACGGAGGGGUAAAGCUCGAGGACCUCAUUGUAAAAGAUGGUCUAACAGAUGUCUACAACAAGUUUCACAUGGGAAAUUGUGCAGAAAACACUGCCAAGAAGUCCAGCAUUCCCAGAGAUGAACAAGAUGCCUAUGCCAUUAACUCUUACACCAGGAGUCGGACCGCUUGGGAAACUGGGGUGCUGGCCAAAGAGAUUGUUCCAGUCAGCAUUCCACAGAAAGGCAAACCAGAGAUUGUUGUGACAGAGGAUGAAGAAUACAAACGUGUGGAUUUCAGCAAAGUGCCCAAACUGAAAGCCGUCUUCCAAAAGGAGAACGGCACUAUCACCGCAGCCAAUGCCAGCACUUUGAAUGACGGUGCAGCUGCUUUAGUUCUUAUGACUGCUGAUGCAGCCAAAAGACUCAACGCCACCCCUCUGGCAAAGAUUAUUGCGUUUGCAGAUGCGGCUGUUGAUCCAAUUGACUUUCCAAUCGCGCCUGCGUUUGCUGUACCAAAGAUUCUGAAAGCCGCUGGCAUGAAGAUGGAAGACAUUGCUAUGUGGGAGAUCAAUGAAGCCUUUAGCGUCGUCGUUCUGGCCAACAUCAAAAUGCUGGGUAUUGAUCCCAAGAAAGUCAACAUCAACGGAGGAGCUGUGUCUCUCGGUCACCCGAUUGGCAUGUCUGGAGCAAGAAUUGUCGGCCACAUGGUCCAUAACCUGAAAUCCGGACAGUAUGGACUUGCUGGAAUCUGCAACGGAGGAGGAGGUGCUUCUGCAAUUCUUAUUCAGAGAUGCUAACGAGCUGUUCCUCUAAGGCAGGGGUCUCCAACUCUGGUCCUGGAGAGCCCCUAUCCAGCAGGUUUUAUAGGGGUCUUUACAUCAUCAUUGGCUAAAGAUCUGGAACACCUGUUAACCUUGUCUAAUUAAGCCAAUUAUUGGCUUAAUUAAAAUAACUGAGGGAAUGGUUGAAACAUAAACAUAGUAGCUGUCCAGGGACCAGGGUUGGAGACCCCUGCUCUAAGGUGUAGUCCUUGUAUGCCUCCUAUUUCUAGCUAAUACUAUUUCCUGUUAUUGACUGUUACAGGGUGUACAGAAUGAAACUUAAAGCAGUUGUAGAACCUAUUUAUUGUAUGAAAACACCAUGUCCUGUUACAUAUUUAAGAGAAGAAAAUAACCAGUGAACCUUCAGCCUUAUUGGUAACUGCUCUAAAGUGUGCUGUUGCAGUGUUUAUCUAGAUCCAGUGACUCCUUUUUUUCAGCUAAGAUAUCUGGAUAGACUUUUUCUCCUAAAUAAAGUGUUCUAUUAAAAUGA
Messenger RNA from Polyodon spathula (Mississippi paddlefish), 1863 nucleotides. It is a transcript of the gene acat1, whose product is annotated as acetyl-CoA acetyltransferase 1. NCBI's taxonomy places the organism in Eukaryota, Metazoa, Chordata, Actinopteri, Acipenseriformes, Polyodontidae. The transcript is spliced from 12 exons. Gene Ontology annotation, molecular function: acetyl-CoA C-acetyltransferase activity. Bases 84 to 1349 code for a protein of 421 amino acids. Gene Ontology annotation, biological process: fatty acid beta-oxidation. The record is from RefSeq and is a predicted model, not a curated record.